AUGAAUCAGAGCUUGCAGGGAUACGGUGAAAAUCAUUACGAGGGAUUCCCAAGCAGAAGUGGAUACUACAACUCUGAGCACUUUCUGCAUCAUCAGGAGCAUCAGCUGCCGUAUGCGGCAUCGUACCCUGGUGUCAAACGGAGACGGUUAGCUGGGGCAUCUGAACAACCUUAUGGAAUUCAUUACAACAAUAACUACAAUGUACUGCUAGGACUAUGUCAAUCAAAUGCCUGGCUCGAUGCCCUACAGUACUGGCGAGCGUAUCCACAAGCAGCAAUACCAAGUCGGUUGGACCAAACAUCGUUCAUGAGAAAACGGGGUCAAUUUUCAGCAAUGACAAUACGGAGGGGAUGCUGGAAUCGAGAUGGUGACUCGAAGGGUAUGAGUCCAUUUGAGAAAGAGGAAACAUCGCCCGCAUUGUACCAACAAACAGUUUUGGGACUGAUCUGUGCGUCGCCAAGUAUUAUUGCUGGAGAUCAGGAAUCACCAGCUAGAGUUCUGCUCAAGGAAAUAUUGCAAUAUUCGCCCGCACAGGUAGCCUACAGUCAAGUACAAUGUGGCCAUACACCUCUGCGAGAUGCUAUUUUGAAUCCGCAUUGCCCUUUUGACGUUCUGAAAAUGUUACUCCAGGCGGAUCAAGAGAAUUGUCACCACGAUUCCGAGUAUCUUGCUGCUUCCUACCAGAAAGACUCCCGGGGCUUAUUGCCACUAGAUCAUCUCAUAUUGAGACUUCCAUCGGAUACAUCUACUCGAUCAGUUGAUAUGUUGGAAAUCUUUUUGGAAACGCGACCACCAGCAUCGAGUACUGCAAACGUCAUUUCAAAAGUGUCACCAUUGAUACGCCUUUUGUCAAUGGUAGAUCCUGUUACGCAUUCGCUUCCAUUGGAUGAUAGUGCCGAAGAGAUGCGUCUCUGCAAGAUACAACAGGUUGUUAAGUCUCUACUUCGCCACCAGCCAGAGCUCCUGUAUGUUUGUUCCUCUGGAACAGGAUGCUCUCCGUUUCACAUUGCAGCCCGGACUUGUGGAAAUUUUUUGCCCAUUCUUCAGGAACUUGUCUCUGCUGAUGCAAGCAAUCGAUUUAUGGCAAUGGAAAAUAUCGUUGGUGAUCUGCCAAUCCAUGUUGCAUGCAGCAAUGGAGCCGAUUUGGACGUUUUGAAAUAUGUUGCAUCCAAUACAGCUAGCCAUGAUCGUCAACUGUUGUGGAGGACGACACGAUUUGGAUAUACUCCCGCAGAUUUGCUAUGGCUUCAUCACAUUGAGGCAGGCUCGAGUUUUUCAAAGGUGCAGACGUUUCAUUUGGUGCAUUCCACUGCUGAAAACCGCUUCGACAAGGACAACGAAUAUUAUGAAAAAGUGCUCCGAAAUGAGGUCGAUGAUGCAAUGAAUGGCAGUAGAAACCAGGAUCAUACAACAAUGGAAAGAAUGGAGCGAGCUAAGAAUAAGUUUGGGGAUCUUUUGGAUAGACUAUUUGUGCUUCUCUCGGCGUCGUCCUAUUCGGCAGCGGAACCAAAGGAUGAUGGUAAACAUUUGCAUCAAGCAUGCAAUGUGAGCACACCAUAUGGGCACACCCUUCCAUCGCCGCUUUUCAAGCUAAUAUUAUGGAUCUAUAAGGACGACUUGCUGACAGUGGAUGAGAAUGGAAAUCUCCCAUUGCACUAUGCGUUUGACAGUAAUAGUCCUACUCUUGAGAAGUUGUCAAAAGGGACAAACGACAGCAAAAAGAGAGAGACAAAGGAAACAACGUGCUGGAACGAGUGGGCAGAAUAUUGCCACGACUUGAUAAAUGCUGCCCCAAGAGCGUGUGCAAUGGCAGACCAGCGUGGCCAGUUGCCACUGCAUUUGCUGCUCAGCAACAACCGCCCAGCGGGUUCUUCGAACUGUGCUAAUCAAAAGUUGCUCCAAAGACUGCUAGUAAAGGCAAUUGAGGCAUUCCCAGAGAGUGCGCAGACUCGUGAUCCUAUAUCUGGUUUGGAUCCUUUCAUGCUCGCAGCCAUGGGGAGCAACGAGCUUCCACUCGAUACAAUCUACUAUCUACUUCGCGGGUGUCCGAAUCUUUGCCAUGUAAAUAGUGAUGCUGCGAGUUGA
Molecule: messenger RNA, 2085 nt
Organism: Cylindrotheca closterium
Lineage: Eukaryota; Bacillariophyta; Bacillariophyceae; Bacillariales; Bacillariaceae
Source: the annotation of a GenBank genome assembly